Messenger RNA from Penicillium canariense, 1839 nucleotides. RefSeq lists its product as uncharacterized. The record is from RefSeq and is a predicted model, not a curated record. The coding region runs from base 1 to 1839 and encodes 612 amino acids. NCBI's taxonomy places the organism in Eukaryota, Fungi, Ascomycota, Eurotiomycetes, Eurotiales, Aspergillaceae. The transcript has a single exon.
AUGGGUGAUGCUGCGCGCCCAAGUGACGAUGAAUUCACCAAAGUCCUCCAGGAGAGCCUCGUGACGUGGUCCUCCUAUCUGAGUGCUGGGAGCGAAGAUCACCUAUUCCCCCUCCAAGCCAUAGACUUGAAAUCCCUCGUCUAUCAGACCCCGCCUUUCCUUGGUGAUGACCUUGCUUCCUCCGACGAGAAGAUCUUAUUCGCCUGUGAGGAGAUGCAAUCGACCCAGGGCAGUCUUUUAAUAAACGGCCGGUCAACGUGGAGAACUUCGAAAGGGACUUGUGACCUGCAGCCGCGGAUUCUGCCGAAGCAACUUCUUCUAGCAGUUGGUCGUCGAUCAAGGGUGAGGUUCUCAGAAGACUCUCCCCUCUCAGACUGGCCCGGUGUUCAAGGACUCUCGGGUUAUGACAAGGGAAAUUAUCUAUCUGUCCUUUACUUCGCAUGGGCCUAUAUCCUAUCUGCUCGAUGGGUUGAGUUACUUCAUCGAUCUGCGGACCACGAAUGCCAUAUGGGCUACACUGUGCAGGGAGUGGGGAGUUCACCUCCACCGGAUAAGCACUCCAAGGUUCUGAUUGACCUUGGCGAGGAUGAUUGUGAGGAAGAAGUUCUCUGGUGGCGCGCCAUUUUGUGUUCUGGAAAUGGCUGGGAUGCUACCACUAAGUACAAUGGCCAUAUCUAUUUGUCGCCAUGGUCGGUGUCGAUAAAGGAAGCCGGAUUAACCCUGGCCACAAAGGCCGCUAUGGGUGCUAAGUCAGAGCCACCAUCAUCGGCGACCGCUCUCAAAUACCUCACUCGUUUCUGUGUGCACCAUCGCUUUUACGCUCAGUGCUCGCUGGCCCUUGCUGGAGUACUCUAUAUCCCUUUUCUGAAGGGGAGAAUAGUUUCCCUCCCGUUUCCCAAACCGGUUCCUCGGCUGGAACUAAAGGAGCAUGUUGAUGACUCGAUUACAGAUUUUCUCAACGGUCACAGCCAGUUACUUCCCAAGUAUAUGACCUUAAGUUCCAAUCCGUGGGGUUUACGCUCUCUUCUGAACAGCACCUUCUUCAAUCCAGAUAUUGAGUGUAACUUGGUCAGUGCCUGGUUGAACCCGGCUUUUGCGGUUCUUGAUUCAAUCCCCCCAAGGAAAACCUCAUUAGUCGCAUUACUUACAAAUCGACAGCCUCGACUUGGGAUUCUCUGGCUUGGUGCAGUUUUCACAGAUUUGACAAAAUCUAUCUUGCGCGAUCUACGAUCAGGAAUGGUGGCUCUAGAUCUUCUAGCCUCUGCCUGGACUGGAACAACACAGACGUUCUUGACCUCUCAAAUGGGGGACAAUAAUGGUGAAUCAAUACGCCGCGAUGACGAAUGCCGGCUGUUAUUCAUUACAGCUUGUGAAGGUCAUGACAGACCUCCAAUCUGGCCUUGGAAACCCUUCGGGGUCACACAAAUUUGCGACACAGAGCUGUCGGUUCGACAGCAUGCGCAAUGUGCUCUUCAUUGCCUAGAAUACCAAUCUUGGGAGUGGAUGCUAACAAACGACCGUUUAAUUCGAAUUUUCAGAGAGGAAAGUAGUCAGCUUCCUGAUAAAACAUCAUACUCCGCCCCUGAGAGCAUAUCGGCUAAGCUCAGCGAUCAUAACUAUGAUUUCCUCUCGCAAACCUUUUCCGAAAUAGCCACACGUGGGAUAUUCGGAUGGUUAAGGUCGACAGGGUACCCUCGCAGCGAAAGACCCAUAUACCAGCAUUCUUGGUUUGAUUUAGGUACUGACGAACAAGAGCCUAAUAAUGCAGAAUCAGACGUGGAAAUACACUGGGGUCCAAAGAAGAGGCACGUCGAGAGCUGGCUUGACGGUAUCGAAUAG